AUGACGGAAAACGGAAAGUUAGCACCUGGUGUUUUUCGAAAUGUUCUCUCCCAUGGGCUGGCCAUGGCGAUUUUCCCACUGAUUGCCUUUUUUCUUAUCAAGGCGAUCGGUUUUUCUGGAAUAACUGCUGCUGUUGUGGCUGUAAUAAUCGUUCACAUUUGCCUUGUCAAAUUCGUCCUCUCUGCUAUGAAAGAAGACACCAGUGGCGGUGUCGGCGGAUUCGAAAAAGUCGCGGAAAAGGACGACUAA
Molecule: messenger RNA, 249 nt
Organism: Oikopleura dioica
Lineage: Eukaryota; Metazoa; Chordata; Appendicularia; Copelata; Oikopleuridae
Source: the annotation of a GenBank genome assembly